This is a messenger RNA of Trichoderma virens Gv29-8, 780 nucleotides long. RefSeq lists its product as uncharacterized. Lineage: Eukaryota; Fungi; Ascomycota; Sordariomycetes; Hypocreales; Hypocreaceae. Bases 1 to 780 code for a protein of 259 amino acids. The transcript has a single exon. Gene Ontology annotation, molecular function: RNA polymerase II cis-regulatory region sequence-specific DNA binding; DNA-binding transcription factor activity, RNA polymerase II-specific. Gene Ontology annotation, biological process: regulation of transcription by RNA polymerase II. The record is from RefSeq and is a predicted model, not a curated record.
AUGGAUUCCGAAUCUGCCCUGACGGCUGCUCUCGUCGAUCCGCAGCUCGAAUUGACGAGCCAGGGCACAGCCAACGAAGGCAUGCAAUAUCAAUACCCCCUCUCAACUUCAACAGGAUUUGAACCGUGGAAUCCCAUGUUCGAAUCAAUAGGGGAAUUCGCCCAAGCCGCACAGGACAUGGAGAUGAUGGAUUCGGACUUUCACAGCGAUGAAUCCUCUUCCGUGUCCUUCUCCCUCGGAACAGAGCAGGAUAUGCAAUUCCCACUGUCCCCGCUGGGGAACUCUGCCAGCAUAGAUGAGUCGCCAGGCGGCACAUCCAUCUCUACGGGACUCUCCGAGGCGAGCACCAGCACAGACAAGAAGACGCCAAAGGCCAAAAAGCCACGCCGGCGCCGCAGCGAGGCGGAAAAGAAGGAACAGAUUAAGCAGCGGAACAGGGUGGCCGCAUCAAAAUGUCGACAGAAGAAGAAGGAAAAGGUGGAUGAGCUCAAGGACAUGAAGUCGAGUCUGGAGGCGCGCAACCACGACCUCCACAUGGAGUACCAGCGCCUUCGCCAGGAGAUUGGCCAGGUCAAGAGCGAUCUAAUACACCAUACCGAGUGCAACGAUCCCAACAUUAACCGCUGGGUCGAGAAUGAGGCCAGGGGCUACGUGGAGAAGCUGGUGCGCAACGACGAGCAGCAGCGCAUGGGGAGCAUAUGCAGCGCUGACGGAACUGUCGACGCGUUGAAUAUGCGCUCCCUCCAUGAAGUUGAGGAUCCAUACAUGGGGCUGGCUUGA